Messenger RNA from Gastrolobium bilobum, 2956 nucleotides. RefSeq names its product transcription factor PIF1. Bases 258 to 1847 code for a protein of 529 amino acids. The record is from RefSeq and is a predicted model, not a curated record. Lineage: Eukaryota; Viridiplantae; Streptophyta; Magnoliopsida; Fabales; Fabaceae. The transcript has 7 exons. Gene Ontology annotation, biological process: regulation of DNA-templated transcription. Gene Ontology annotation, molecular function: DNA-binding transcription factor activity; protein dimerization activity.
CCUUUCAAAAGCCAAAGAUGAGGAACACCAGCUACCAGCCAAACACACCGCGAGUUCUUUUCUGCAAACCCAAAAACAGAGAAAAUCCCAACCACCAUUAACCUCGAUUUAUAUCCACUCCUCACUCACCAUGCUCAGCUAUAGCUACGACUGUAAGUUGUUUCUUUUAGCUUAGAUUUCUUUUCGUGAUGGAUUUUGAUAUUUGCUUCUCCUUUCGUUUCUAGGAGUUUUUUUUUUUUUUUUUUUCGCUUAGCAAUAUGAAUCACUGUGUUCCGGAUUUCGGAAUCCAAAUGGAUGACCAAGAAGAAUACCAAAUAUCCAUGCCUUCGGCUUCAGGGUUACCUCGCCUAAAGAAACCCUCCAUUGCAGACGACGAGAUCAUGGAGCUGCUAUGGCAAAACGGCCAGGUCGUGAUCCAGAGCCAGAACCACCGUCCUCAGAAAAAACUUCCGCCGCCGAGGAACUCCGACGAUGCGAUUCCCUCAACGACGAGGGAGAUUCGACAAGAAGUAGAAAACUACGAUCAACAUCUCUUCAUGAAAGAAGGCGAAAUGAAUUCUUGGCUUCACUAUCCAAUCGACGACGAUGAUCCUCCAUUGGAUCAAAGCUUCUGCGCCGAUUUCUUCUACCCGCCGCCGAUUGUUAACAACAACAACAACAGUGCCAUGCAAACAACUGCGCGUGCGUCUCAACCUACGGAACUCCGGCAGCCUCCGAGGUCGGUGCCUCCUAAGCCUCCGAUUCCGCCGGCGAGGAGGCCGGAGAAGGUGCCGGCGAAGACGCCGAACUUCGCGUACUUCUCGAAGCACAAUGCGAGACCCGAGCUAGGGCCGUCGUCGAGUUCGAAGACCGCCGCGAGGGAAUCAACGAUGGUGGAUUCGUGCGACACACCUGCCGCGACGGCGGCGGUGGAGGCUUCGAGAGGUUCUGAGACUGUCAGAAGCUCGGCGAAUCCCACGGAAGAUACUGCAGGCUUAGCGGCGCCUUCGACGACGUGUGCCAGCGGAGGAAGGGGUACGAUGACGUGCGAUGUGACGAUGACGUCAUCUCCGGGCGGUUCAAGUAGCAGUGGUGAACCGGUUCAGAGGGUGGUGGCACUGGACCGGAAACGGAAGGGUCGUGAAGCAGAGGAAUGGGAGUGUCAGAGCGAGGAUGUUGAUUUUGAAUCUGCGGAAGGAGAAAAACAAAUUCGUGGAUCAACAUCAACAAAGAGAUCCCGUGCUGCUGAGGUCCAUAAUCUCUCAGAAAGGAGGCGUCGUGAUCGGAUUAAUGAAAAGAUGAGAGCUUUGCAAGAACUUAUACCUCGUAGUAAUAAGUCGGACAAAGCUUCAAUGCUGGAUGAAGCAAUUGAAUACUUGAAGUCACUGCAGUUACAAGUGCAGAUGAUGUCCAUGGGAUGUGGCAUGGUACCUAUGAUGUUUCCUGGAAUCCAGCAGUAUAUGCCGACAAUUGGAAUGGGGAUUGGAAUGGGUAUGGGUAUGGAAAUGGGAAUGAACAGACCAGUAAUUCCAUUUCCCAAUAUGUUAGCUGGUUCGGCUUUGCCAGCAGCUACUGCAGCUGCUCAUUUGGGACCAAGGUUCCCUGUGCCUCCUUUCCAUAUGCCGCAUGUUCCUGCGACUGAUUCAUCUAGAAUGCAAGUAGCAAAUCAGUCAGAUAAUAAUAUGCUCACCUCUGUUGGUACACCUGAUCCGACUCAGUCACGUAUCCCAAACUUCACCGAUCCUUAUCAACAAUACCUUGGUCCACACCAGAUGCAGUUUCAAUUAAUGCAGAAUCAGGCAAUGAAUCAACUAAAUGUUAGCAAGCCAAGUACCAGUACAGCCCCUGAGAAUCCAGAAAACCAUUAGUCAGGUGAAUUACUUUAUCUUCGUAUUCUGCGAGUUUUGGUGGAAAUAAAAGAUGGUUUAUUAUGCAGUCUGGGUCUUAAUGAUCUUGAUUUGUGCUUACUGUGUUCUUGUGUCAUGUUUCUGGAGCACAUUAAUAUCCAGAUCUGGUUGUUUACCAUGUCAAAGAAGUAUGCUAUUCUUCAGAACCAAUUGGAUUGCACUUGUCUUGAAAUCAAUGUGAACUAAUUGUUGGUUAUUCACAUUUUUAUUCUAGUACUAAUAGUUUUUGCUUGCUACGCAUAUAAAUUCUAUCGUAUCUUUCUGGAUGUUACAAAAACAAAUAUUGCUACUUUUAAGUAUUUCAAUUUUUUUCUUGAUGACAUUCAGGAGAAAAACUGAUUCUUUAAUAGUUACAAUCAAGGGUUGACUAUUCAAAUGGUGCUGCAUAUUAUUGUAUUGCAAUUACCACUAUCUCCACUAUGGUAGUGCAUUGUAAGUCCUGAAUACUUGAUAUUGCACAAAACAAGUAUACCAUCAUUAACAAUGGACUUAUGUGGGUUGCAGGUUAGAUUUUCCGGCACCAAUGCUACAACUACCAAGUUUUGUAGUGUAAGAGAGCGAACCAUUUAGCAGUUCUCAAUAGCAAGCUAAUCUAUACACGACUAACAUGUAAAUUAUUGUAACUUAGUUUUCUCCCUCUUUUUAUCUUCCCCUUUUUCCUUCUUAAAUUUUAACUGUUUGAGAGAUUCUUUAUUUAAUACGAAAAGAGGAACCCGAUAGAUGGUACAAUAGAUGUACAAGUCCAUCCUGCGCCAAACGCGGAGGGCCCUUUCUGGCAGCUUUAAAUACUUUUUGUCUUGAAUCUGCUUCAGGUUCUUUUUACGUUCCUCUUCAUUACAGCAGCCAGUGAUCUUUAUAACAAUUAUUUACAAAGAGAAACUGAAACAGUUCUUGAUUUAAAUGACCCAUAUGGUUCGAUACUUCCAAUAUUUUCAGUAAAUUUAAAUAAAAUUUAAAAAUUAUAAUAUAAAUUGUGUACACUAGACCGUCGGGCAAGCAUUGGUAUUUGCAUCGAUGGCUAAAGUUAUUAGUUAGCCAAUUUAAUUUCCUUUUUGUGAUAAUACAUUGUU